AUGUUUAGAUCCAUUGCUACUCGAGUUGUGCACAACACUCGCUCUCCUGUCAUCAACAAUGCCAGAUUCUUGGCCUCUCAAAGCAGUUCCGCUACAUCUGCCAUUUCCUUCAAGAAGCAUAUUCGUCAACGUCGUUUUGCUCCUGUCCCUAUUGUGCCUCAACCUACUGUCGAAGAUGCAGUAACCAACAUUCUCUACAACACACCUGCUCCCAGUCUCCAGCCAGAGACUCGUCAUGUUCUGAACUGUUUGGUUCAAAACGAACCUGGUGUCCUCAGUCGUGUGUCUGGUAUCUUGGCUGCUCGUGGAUUCAACAUUGAGUCGCUUGUUGUAGCCAAUACUGAGGUGGAGGAUCUCAGUCGUAUGACCAUUGUCUUUAACGGUAGAAAUGUGCAAAUUGAACAAGCUAGACGUCAAUUGGAAGAUUUGGUUCCUGUUUGGGCUGUAUUAGAUUACUCAAAGACAAAGCUGGUUGAGCGCGAACUUUUGCUGAUCAAGGUUUCAAUUCUUGGCCCUGAGCAUUUACAUGAGCAAUUGCCUACCGCCAAAUUGGAUGAUGAUGUUGAAUACGAGGACGAGCUCCUCAAUCGUUACAAGAAUCAAUCUGCCACUGGCUCUUCUGAUACCCUUCGUGAAACAUUCUCUCAUUUGCGUGCCUUGACAGAACUUACUCGUCUCUUUGACGGUAAGGUCGUUGAUGUGUCCUCAGAUUCUGUCAUUAUCGAAUUGUGUGCCAAGUCGAGUAGAUUAUCUUCAUUCAUGAAGCUUUGCAAACCUUUUGGUAUCCUCGAAGCUUCAAGAACUGGUAUUAUGGCUAUGCCUAGAUCUCCCGUUCACGAUCAUUAUGAACCUCAAACUGAACAUUCAUACGAGGAUUCUGAUGUUGUUGAUGCCUCUUUGCUUCCUCCUGGAUAA
This is a messenger RNA of Mucor velutinosus, 915 nucleotides long. RefSeq lists its product as uncharacterized. Gene Ontology annotation, cellular component: mitochondrial nucleoid; acetolactate synthase complex. Bases 1 to 915 code for a protein of 304 amino acids. Gene Ontology annotation, molecular function: acetolactate synthase regulator activity. The record is from RefSeq and is a predicted model, not a curated record. NCBI's taxonomy places the organism in Eukaryota, Fungi, Mucoromycota, Mucoromycetes, Mucorales, Mucoraceae. The transcript has 5 exons. Gene Ontology annotation, biological process: branched-chain amino acid biosynthetic process.